Molecule: messenger RNA, 537 nt
Organism: Lachancea thermotolerans CBS 6340
Lineage: Eukaryota; Fungi; Ascomycota; Saccharomycetes; Saccharomycetales; Saccharomycetaceae
Gene: SRN2
Product: ESCRT-I subunit protein SRN2
Exons: 1
Coding region: 1-537 (178 amino acids)
Source: RefSeq, a predicted model, not a curated record
AUGGAUCUUCCCCAUCUGCCUCCUAAACCUCAGAAAAUUGAGUCUCAACCUUCAAGCAAUCAAGCAUCUUUACCCAAAAACGUGAAUUUGCUUCCAUUUGUUGUUGUAGAAGAUCUUUUAACCAAACAUCAAAGUGAGCUGGAAGACUAUGUGCUAAGAUUGAAUGACUGCCAAGACAUUGAAAAGCAGAACUCACAGUUUCAAAGUAAGCUGAAGAAACUGCUCCAAUUGUUUGAAAGUACAGAAACACGCCGGCGUGAGUUGAAUGUAGAACUGAGCUCCCUGCAGAAGCUCGAAGCAGAAUAUGAAAUUAAAUGGGAACAGUUAAACAACCUAGUUUCAAGAUCUUUCAGUCAUGAGGCUCUAGCAGUGACAAUACAGAACAAUUUAGAGAUUCUCGAAAGCCAAUCGUCCGUAGCAGAAGCUAAUUUUAAGGGUGAUGUUGACCAGUUUUUGGGUCAGUUUCUUGAGCUGAGAACAAAGUACCACCUUCAGCGAAAAUUACUUCAUUCGUGGAACCAAGCAGGCGAUUCUUAA